Molecule: messenger RNA, 2298 nt
Organism: Vanessa tameamea
Lineage: Eukaryota; Metazoa; Arthropoda; Insecta; Lepidoptera; Nymphalidae
Exons: 8
Coding region: 96-1217 (373 amino acids)
Source: RefSeq, a predicted model, not a curated record
GCGGAGGUUUCGCGGUACUCGCUCGUGCAAGGUCAAGUGUGAGAGUCAUUGCUCUACGACGCGCAUCUGGAUACCUUCAUCGACUUCGGUACAAAAUGGUGCAAAGAAUAUUAUUAUUGUGCCUCCUAAGCUUAAUGGCAACGGCUCUAGCCAGCAGCGAUGACAGAUUUAUAAAGAAAUACGCAAUGAUGAAGAUUUACGAAAGUUGCUUCGGUCCAGAAGUAGUAAAACAAAUCCGUAAAGAAAUGAAAGAUGCUUAUGCGAAAUGCUCUUCACCGCCAUCUUUUGACGAGCCACCGAACCAGCACAGCAUACCAUCUAUCCUACUAGGAAAAUUACCGCCUGGAUUUACGAUGGACCCGAGUACGCAAACCAUCACUAAGCCGACAGAUGGCGCUAUUCAUGGCCACGAAAAUGAUUUGUCACAUGAUCAACUCCAACCACAUAAAGUGACACCAUUAACUAAUAUCCUACCAUUUAGACAAGGGCCUACCUUCCAACCACCAGCGCCCUACAUGAUGCCAGGGCAGUUCCGACCGUUCGCACAGCCCUACUAUCAGUUCCCGUACAACCCUAUGUUCUACCCACCUGGAAUGCAGUACAACCCUUAUGCGUACCAGCAGCAGCAACAACAGCAGUAUCCACAAGGAUUAUACCAGCAGCCUUACUUUGGAAAUAGCAGGGUGUCGAGAGAUUUGGACCUUCGUGAUCGUCUUGAAAUAGUAUCCCGCGGCCCGAACGCCGGUCGAGUCCGUAACAUAACCUGUGUGAUGCAAGAACUCGGUUACAUCGAUCACAACCUCGAGCCGAACUAUGAACAGAUCACUCAACGCAUUGCCAACCUGCCCGUGUCCAGCGAACUCAAGGGAGAUAUACAAGAUGGACUUCAAUUCUGUCAGAAAUUCUCGCAAUGUGUACCAGACAUCAAGCGGGACGUAGCUCCAUUAUCUCAAGAACUUAUUAAGCCUAUGUUCUUCUUCCGUUGUUAUAAGCACAAGAAGCUAGAGGCUUGCAUCAUGAAAGACAUCCGAGAACGUUUUACAACCGAAGAUGAAUUGGAUACAGACAGCGACUUUAGGUCUUUACCUAGGUCAGCAAGAUCAAUCCGGGAGGAACCCCUCAACGACCCAAGACUUGAAGCGCUCGAUGAAAUGGCGGUAUACCUUUACGACUACCUCAGCGGCGGAAAUGGGCUCGACUAUGACUUAUAUCUGUAAUGAGCAAAAGUUUGUUGUAUAGAUUGAAAUAUUCAUUUCAAGAUUUUGUAUGAAGAGGCUUUUGGAUUCAAGUUUCGGUUUGUCAAAUUACAAUUACUGUAUUAAAAUAGCUUUUUUGAAAUUGGAAUAUUUUAUAGUUCUGCCGUUGAGAGGUUGAAUUUCUGAUAUUUGUCAGUUGAUCGCAUUUUGAUUAACCAAAACAUUAUUCUCUUAUUUAUUUAAAAUUAAAUUUAGCUCAAAAUCAUAAAAUUUAUAAUAAGUCGUAAUUUUAAUGAUAUUCUUCGUUAAUAGGGCAAAUAAAAAAACUAAUAUUGCUCUACUAACCAAUGAUCGACACUCUAACAGUCGACCUUUAGUUAAAGAUUAAAGUUUCGAUGCAAAAAUAACGUGAGUUUAGAAUUACCUCUCGAAAUAAAGAGUUAAUAAUGAACCAACAAUACUUAUAGGAUAGGAUAUUCAGUUUUAUUUAAUAGAGUAAAUACUCUUUGCUGCAUUUUGUAAGAUGUUUUUAAUUUUUUUCGAGUCAGUCUGUCUGAUUAAAGUUACAUUGCCAAUAUCACAUGCUCAAAUAGAUGAUAAAUAUUACUUGCCAUUGAACGCAUUUUUUAUAACAAUUAGAUAUAAUAAAUAUUCUAUAUAUACGGCCUUAUGACUGUAGAGAAGAAAUAUAUUUCACUCUUUCUUUCAUCGAUAAUUCGAUAUACGAAAGAAUAAGAUAAACAUCGUGUCACAAUACAGCCUAUGACCAUAUAUAAUAGCCAGAUAUUUAACGUUUAUUGUUAAUGGGAAAUUUUUGGUAAAGGAUUCUAAGUGUUUGCUACUAUUAUGUUUCUCUCUAAUUUCAAUACGUAUAAUAUGUCAGGAUGUUUAGAAAUGUAUAUAAUACGUAGCAAACGACGGUUCUUGUCAAUCAAGCUGACGUGACGUCAUAAAGCUUUUUCGGCAAUAACAUAUAUUUUAGUUUAUUUUAAGUUCCUUUGAGAUUACUAAGAUUGCAUUUAAUAGUUAGUAUGUGUUAGUUAUAAGAUAAUCUUAAGCUUUGUAAUCUUUUAAGGAUUAUAAUUAUAUAAUAAAUUAUUUA